Molecule: messenger RNA, 3988 nt
Organism: Sorex araneus (European shrew)
Lineage: Eukaryota; Metazoa; Chordata; Mammalia; Eulipotyphla; Soricidae
Gene: SLC6A1
Product: solute carrier family 6 member 1
Exons: 16
Coding region: 260-2053 (597 amino acids)
Biological process (GO): neurotransmitter transport; sodium ion transmembrane transport
Cellular component (GO): axon; cell surface; plasma membrane
Molecular function (GO): gamma-aminobutyric acid:sodium:chloride symporter activity
Source: RefSeq, a predicted model, not a curated record
GCCGCCUCCCGCGCUGCCCGCGGCCCCUGCCCGCUCGCGCGCCGCCCUCGGAAGCCCGAGCGAGCGGAGGCUGCGGGAGCGGCGCGGCGGAGCGGCCGGCCCGAGCGCCCGGAGCCGCAGCCUCGCGCCCACCGUGUCUGAGGGAGCCUCUCCGGACCGGACCCCCACAGAAGGUCAUCAGGUGCCCGCUGCAAAGCUGCUGUCCACGUGGACCGGAGCCGACCUCGCCCGCGCGCCCGCCAGGACCAAGCACCGCGCCAUGGCGACCGACGGCAGCAAGGUGGCCGACGGGCAGAUCUCCACGGAGGUCAGCGAGGCGCCGGUGGCCAACGACAAGCCCAAGACGCUGGUGGUGAAGGUGCAGAAGACGGACCUGCCCGACCGGGACACGUGGAAGGGCCGCUUCGACUUCCUCAUGUCCUGCGUGGGCUACGCCAUCGGGCUGGGCAACGUCUGGCGCUUCCCCUACCUCUGCGGCAAGAACGGCGGCGGGGCCUUCCUCAUCCCCUACUUCCUGACGCUCAUCUUCGCGGGGGUGCCGCUCUUCCUGCUCGAGUGCUCCCUGGGCCAGUACACGUCCAUCGGGGGCCUGGGCGUGUGGAAGCUGGCCCCCAUGUUCAAGGGAGUGGGCCUGGCGGCCGCCGUGCUCUCCUUCUGGCUGAACAUCUACUACAUCGUCAUCAUCUCCUGGGCCCUCUACUACCUGUACCACUCCUUCACCACGACGCUGCCCUGGAAGCAGUGCGACAACCCCUGGAACACGGAGCGCUGCUUCUCCAACUACAGCGUCAUCAACAGCACCAACAUGACCAGCGCCGUGGUGGAGUUCUGGGAGCGCAACAUGCAUCAGAUGACAGAUGGGCUGGAUAAGCCGGGUCAGAUCCGCUGGCCCCUGGCCAUCACCCUGGCCAUCGCCUGGGUCCUGGUGUAUUUCUGUAUCUGGAAGGGUGUCGGCUGGACUGGAAAGGUGGUCUACUUCUCAGCCACGUACCCCUACAUCAUGCUCAUCAUCCUGUUCUUCCGCGGAGUGACGCUGCCCGGGGCGCGGGAGGGCAUCCUCUUCUACAUCACGCCCAACUUCCGCAAGCUGUCGGACUCGGAGGUGUGGUUGGACGCGGCCACCCAGAUCUUCUUCUCCUACGGGCUGGGCCUGGGGUCGCUGAUCGCUCUCGGGAGCUACAACUCUUUCCACAACAACGUCUACAGGGACUCCAUCAUCGUCUGCUGCAUCAACUCUUGCACCAGCAUGUUCGCGGGCUUCGUCAUCUUCUCCAUCGUGGGCUUCAUGGCCCACGUCACCAAGAGGUCCAUUGCUGAUGUGGCGGCCUCAGGCCCCGGGCUGGCGUUCCUGGCGUACCCGGAAGCUGUGACCCAGCUGCCCAUCUCUCCGCUCUGGGCCAUCCUCUUCUUCUCCAUGCUGCUGAUGCUGGGCAUAGACAGCCAGUUCUGCACCGUGGAGGGCUUCAUCACUGCGCUGGUGGACGAGUACCCCAGACUCCUCCGGAAGCGCAGGGAGCUCUUCAUCGCCGCCGUCUGCGUCGUGUCCUACCUGAUCGGCCUCUCCAACAUCACCCAGGGGGGCAUUUAUGUCUUCAAGCUCUUCGACUACUACUCCGCCAGCGGCAUGAGCCUCCUCUUCCUCGUCUUCUUUGAGUGCGUCUCCAUCUCCUGGUUUUACGGUGUCAACCGCUUCUACGACAACAUCCAGGAGAUGGUGGGCUCCAGGCCCUGCAUCUGGUGGAAGCUCUGCUGGUCCUUCUUCACCCCCAUCAUCGUGGCGGGUGUGUUCAUCUUCAGUGCUGUGCAGAUGACCCCGCUCACCAUGGGGAGCUACGUGUUCCCCAAGUGGGGUCAGGGCGUGGGCUGGCUCAUGGCGCUGUCUUCCAUGGUCCUCAUCCCCGGCUACAUGGCCUACAUGUUCCUCACCUUGAAGGGCUCCCUGAAGCAGCGCAUCCAGGUGAUGAUCCAGCCCAGCGAGGACAUCGUGCGCCCCGAGAACGGCCCCGAGCAGCCCCAGGCCAGCGGCUCGGCCAGCAAGGAGGCCUACAUGUAGGGGCCGCGCUCGCCCCCCCGGCUGGCGCCGGCCACCACUUGAAGUCAGCAGAUACGACAGUCUCUGUCUCUACCUACCUCGAGUGGCGAGUCCGGAGACCGUCAGCGCCCAGAGCCAGGGGAGGGGGGCGCCCGCGGGGGGCAGAGGGGCCCGUGGCAGCAGCCCCACCCCGGGGGGGCGACCUCUCCCAGCCCUGGCCCUUGGGUCUGAUCUCCCCUAGAGUCCUCCCCCCGCCAGCCACGAGGGCCCCGGGGCCCGGGCCUGGGGUUCCAUGACUGUUCCUUUACUGCCGAAGCCCACGACUGUUACCGGACUCUGCAGGGCCCGCCGCGGGCGGGCGCCGCUCCAUCCCCACGCCCAGGGCAUCAGGGUGAUCCCAUUUCCAGGGAACACUGGGUCCCGAGGAGCGGGAAGCCCACAGAGCUCUCUGUCCACUCUGCCCUCUUCUCCUUCCUGAGGCAGCUUAAGAAAACGCCCAGGACCUCGGGUCCCUCCCCAGCCCCCGCCGUGGGAGUGGCGGGGAGGGGGGCGGGGGCCUUGGAGCCUGAGCUGGGCCCCCCAGGGGGACCGGGGGCGUCUCUGGGCCCUCCCCCCAGCCCCUCCCAUAGCACCUUCCGGAGGCUCCUUGGAAAACUGCCACAAGCACAAUUGAUGUUUCUCUGAAGUCCCCACUCUGGGACCCCCGUAGAGCCAGCAGAGCCGGGGUGAAGCCUGGGGUCAGACUCGAUCCAGUGCUCCCUGCCACCCUCAUCCCCGGGGGGUGCUCUCUCCUCUCUGCCACUCCCCCCCCGCCCCCCAGCCCGCUAACUGAGGAGCUAGGGUUCCUCCCUCGGCCCCCCGAGUGCUUCCGAGAUCAAGACCACUCCUGAUGGCGCGUCCCCAGCCGACCCCCGGGCAGAGAGCUUCUUGCCAGUUCCAGUAACUGGGCGUUUCCUGUGUGCCAGCAAGACAGACCCCAUGUAGCAAACCGUACGUCAUGCCCGUGAGCUCCUUAGCUAGUUAGCACAAAGCUGUGUUUGACGACUAACCCUGAUAACUGGUGAGUAACUGUGACUCUGGACUUUCUUCAACCCCGUAUCUCUCCCCUCCACGCCCGUCCUCGCAAUAAAGGGGGCUCCGCAAGCACAGCGGGGUGGCGCCCGAAGCCCCUCGCUCCUGUCUGCGCCCACCCAUGUACAGUCCGGCCACACGCGUGCUCGGUCGUCCUGGUCCCCGUGACCCGUCGCGUGGGGGAGUCCCGUGUACCAUAGCCUCAGCCCCCAGUGCUGACUCUCCCCACGCUGCCCCCGCGUCUGUGUUGUGAAACUAGCGUGUAGGAGGAACCGUGUGUCACCUCCCGCCCCGUCCCCUGUGACCCCCUUAGAGUAAGGGCCGGAGGUCUCCUCUUUGUCCUUCAGUGUGACACGAAGCCUGAGUCUCCCAGAGACAGCUGCAGCGUAUUUCCUGUUCGUAAGCAAAAUCUAAAGUGACACGUUGGGCAAGAAAUCCCUGAACCGAUUUCCACCCAGACCUACGUAUAUAGCACAAUAUUACAUGUGGUACAAUUACUGUUUGGGGUGUGGGUGUGUGUUACUUCUUUUUUUUUUUUUUUUUUUUAGUAUUUUCCCUGGGUGGUGGGGAGGGGGAGAUAAUUGUAUUAUCCUCUAUGGUUUUCUUUUUCAAUAAGGAUUUAUUCUCAGAACAUCAAGUAAAUCUAUCUCUAUAUUAAAAAAAUAUAUGUAAUAUAUACAUAUUCAAACUAUAUGCAGAGUCUGUUUUAAAAAAAAUUACAGUAUUAUUUAGUAAAAUUAUCUUGUUCUAUGGACCAAAUGUAAAAUAUUUAUAAAUGAAGAUGCAUUUUAAAUGUCUAUAAAUGGUGUCAUAACUAGAGCACGGGAAUUAUGUAAGUUUCUAAGAAUUUAGAGAAAAAUAAUAAAGGUUCUAUGAUAUGUACAA